AUGAGCCCCAAAAUCGGCUCAUAUGCGGUGUCUGGAGACAUAAGUUUAUGUACAAAUGCGGAUGUACCCGUUAAGGCAAAAGUCACAUGUAACGUCACGUUGAGCGUUGAAGAGCAACAUUUACUCUCCAACGCUCUUCCAAAACACGGGCAGUAUCUGGAUACCGCCCGUGUUUUGUCUGCUUUUAUGUCCCCUACACAUAACCAGCUCGACUUCCCACUCGCCAGGGCGCGGGACGACCACCGCCAAGAUCUCGUCGCAUCAAGAUUAAACACUGCCCAGAUCUCGACGCAUCGACACACGAGAAGGACAGGUUUUGGACACUGGUUGGGCGGACACGAGCAGGGACUUACUAAUGGCACUCUGGCCGUUGAUGCACUGACCACCCCACCCCAUUUCUAUCUGCCAUCAGCUAAUGCGCUGCUUGAUGUGCGCGAGUCACUCGGCAUGUGCGCGUAUGCACAUCACCCACCAUUCGGCUCCAUCCCCAUCGCAAACAGUGCGGGUACUACCGCCGUUUUUGCCCCUCGAUCGCAUUUCCAUCGCCAACAACGUAGCCGCACAUCAAACUGCAUGCAGCUCCAUGACGAGCUAUAUUAUGAGCUCCAGCUGGAUCUUGCUUUCGUUCUCCACCUUCAAACGCCUGUGCAUCUCCCCAUAAUCCUCUUCAUCUCUCAUGUCGCUGGCCUCGGAAUCAUCGUUCCAUCCACUAUCAUAGCUGGAAUAAAGACACAAGUUAUCUGGACACAAGACCCUGCUGACUCGACUGACUUCGACCUACGCUUCGUGAAGACACGCGAAAAUGCAGAUGUCGGAUUGGCAGCCGCAAAUAUCGAGGGAGUGGGUGACUAUGGGAUUGUGGACGUCGUAUUUCCUGAACCAGGCACCUAUGUCCUGGCAGCUGUCACCGGAAGUUCACGAAAUAUCAACGUUGGGAUGAGUAAUAACGUGAACGUCGUUCCGCUCCCCGUAUCCGCAACGACGACGGUCACUACAACCAUCUUGCCGACGUUUACACCUACAGCUGCAAGUCCACUUAACCCGUACGCCUCAUUCACGUAUCCUUGCGCCUUACUAAACCUCAUCACUAGCACUGCCUCAUCUACCCCACCCCUCCCGACCUCAUCUCGCCCUCCCUCUCUGAACCCCCUCGCUUCCUUAGUAUCAAGCCACGCCCAGCGCAGAAGGCUCCUCGUCAUCAUCGGCACCAUCAUCGGAUCCUUCGUUCUCCUUGCGCUCCUCACAGCCGGGGUCAUCAUCACCUUACGUCGACGCAGAAUGAGGGCACAGGGUGAUCACUGCUUCACCUUCCGUCGAAGCAUGAUGGUCCAGCGCAGGGUUCCGCCGCUUCUCCCGUCGGCAGCCCCGAGCAUGAUCGUCACUCCCCCUGAUGAUGCUGAUGGUUCUUUGGUUGAUCCGGAGCGGGCUCUAGGUGAUUCUCAAUACGAAGAAACAACUUUGAACAGCAAUACCUCUAACCCGUUCAUCCCUCGAUCGCCGAAAGGACCCAGACCACGUCCCACAACACCCAGGGGCCCACCAGCGUCUGCUGCACCUACUGAUCGCCAAGGUCUCCUCCUCACCCGCAUCGCGCAGAUCCAAGCCCAGAUUCGAGAACUGCAGUCUUUUAGAGCGACGAGCUCAACUGAGGAAAGGCAGGCGAUUGUCAGGGUGAUCGAAAAUCUAUAUCGGCAGUUGAGGUGGUUAAGGGAGCAGGGGGAGGGGGAGUGGGCGAUGGGCAGGACGGAUGUGAGGCCGCACGGGUGGGAGAGAUAUAUGAUGUCUGAGCUAAUUGCGAAACGAUAG
Laccaria bicolor S238N-H82 is the source of this 1806-nucleotide messenger RNA. RefSeq lists its product as uncharacterized. The transcript has 12 exons. The coding region runs from base 1 to 1806 and encodes 601 amino acids. The record is from RefSeq and is a predicted model, not a curated record. NCBI's taxonomy places the organism in Eukaryota, Fungi, Basidiomycota, Agaricomycetes, Agaricales, Hydnangiaceae.